Molecule: messenger RNA, 1761 nt
Organism: Coffea eugenioides
Lineage: Eukaryota; Viridiplantae; Streptophyta; Magnoliopsida; Gentianales; Rubiaceae
Exons: 8
Coding region: 30-1499 (489 amino acids)
Molecular function (GO): metal ion binding
Source: RefSeq, a predicted model, not a curated record
GGCAUUCGCAUCCGCAGCUCUCCCAUUCUAUGGCAGACGAUUCGACGCCUGCUGCACGGUCUUCCAAAGUUUCAAGGAAAUUGCCAAUCAAAGGCAUGGAAAACGUUGUAGCUACGGUAACUGGCUACACCGGCUUGGAGCGAUUCAACCUCAUCAAACUGAUUUCUUUGGCCGGCGGUAAUUAUGUCGGUAGAAUGAGUAGAUCAGUCACUCAUCUCGUUUGUUGGAAAUAUGAUGGAACAAAAUACAAGCUCGCUAGACAGUUUGAGACUCUGGUAGUUAAUCAUCAGUGGAUUGAGGAUUGUAUCAAGGAAGGAAGACGUCUUCCAGAGGAUCCAUAUACUCUGCAGUGUGGGCAACAAGUGGGGCCAUUAUCAAUAACUAUUCCUUUUAGUUCUGAUGUGGUGAGACAUCCCCGUCUGCAGAAUGACCGAAACGAGAAUUUGUUGCCUAAGCUGGAGCAAAGCAGGCAUAGAUUGAAGAGAAAAAUUAGCAGAGGAAGUCCAAAGCAGGAAAACUCUUCUGCUAGUACAUACCGUUGCACUGAACCUUAUUCACCCAGCAUUCAAAGGGAAGAGAUUGAGGUAUUACAUUCUCCUCAGCAUCCAAUCUUUUUGAGUCAGAAGAAGGGAAAAUCUGCUUCACUUGAAACAUCUCGCAGAAGUCAUAGGCGCAGGCUAGUGAAGAAAAAUAUGAGAAAAGAGACUUUGGACAUAAUUUCAGAUUCUGAGGAAGAAAUGUCAAGACAAAAAGAUUUUCAUGAGCAGUACUGCAGUGGAGCUGUUUCUAAUAGUUCUGUUCAGGGGGAAGAAUGCAGAUUGAGUGCUAGGGUCACAUGUGACUCUACCGGGUAUCAAUCUGGGCAAAAGAGAUCUGAAGCUCUGACUAAUAUGCAGGACAUUGAUAAUGUGAUUGAUGUCCUUGAUAUUCAUGAUGACAUUUUAGAUGUAAAUGGUGCCUCAUCUUAUCAUGUUAGAGAUGCUGAUGCAAAUGGUAAUGACAUUGAACAAUCUACCAGAUUGCCCGCAUCAACGGAAUUGUCUUGUGUCAUUUGUUGGACAGAGUUCAGUGCAACUAGAGGACUUCUGCCAUGUGGCCACAGAUUUUGUUUCUCUUGCAUCCAGAGCUGGGCAGAUCAUGCGACUUCAAGCAGGAAGACUUCAACAUGUCCUCUGUGCAAGGCUAGUUUUGUCAUCAUAACAAAGGUGGAUAAUGCUGUCUCUUCAGAUCAAAAAAUAUAUUCACAAACUGUUCCUCAUGAUGAUCCAAGGAUGGGCAUAUAUAUUCUUGAUGGUGGGGAAGCACCGAGUAUUCCUUCUAGUUCAUCAGGAGCACCGGUAUGUUGCCACUGCUCUCGUCGAGAACCAGAGGAUCUUCUAGAAAGAUGUGAUGUUUGCCAGAUUCAACGCGUUCAUAUCUUUUGCCUGGAUCCUCCAGCUUUUCCGUGGAUUUGUGCUAAUUGCAAGGAUCUACAGAGGCUGUACCUUUACCGCCGUUAAUCUGUUAAUAUCUCUCGAUUAUUGCAUUAGGAUGAAAGGAUAUUAGCUUUCUAGUUACGACACUUUUGUUCGUACAGUACAAAUAUAUUUUGGAUUUCAUUAAAAAGUUGAUUCGCAAGUGAAUUCCCCCUGACUAAUAACGAUAUGAGUAGCCAGGAUGCGAUAACUGUUCUAGAGAAGGUUGUAAAUGCGAUCAGUUUGCUUUAAGCGGUUCUCUUGGCUGACAUGACUGUCAACCUGGUGUGUUUGGACAUGUAUUGUG